Argentina anserina (silverweed cinquefoil) is the source of this 1952-nucleotide messenger RNA. Its product is annotated as F-box/kelch-repeat protein At1g67480. The transcript is spliced from 4 exons. The record is from RefSeq and is a predicted model, not a curated record. Gene Ontology annotation, molecular function: protein binding. The coding region runs from base 556 to 1710 and encodes 384 amino acids. Lineage: Eukaryota; Viridiplantae; Streptophyta; Magnoliopsida; Rosales; Rosaceae.
UGGCUAUUUCUUCUCUUCCCUCCCCGUUUGGUUUGGCGCAAAUCUCACUCUGACGUGUUCUUCCUCUCUCAAUUUUAUCCAGUUCUCCCUUGUCUUUCGCCCGUUCUUCAUCACCCUUUAUAUAAAUCCCCCACCUUAUCCCUUCACUCAGAUCAUCUUCAUACACACCGCUCUGUUUGAUCUCCUUCUCCAGGUGAUUAUCAUGGAAGUCACAGGGGGCUAAAACCUGCCAAGUUUAUGGCAUUGACUGACAUUCGUGCUGUGUGUGGAGGAACAAACAACUCAGAAAUCAACUACUCUUGGAGCACAAGUUUUGUUAUGGAAUUACAACCCGACUGGACAAAAUAUCGAAAAUUGCCAGCAUAUACUGCUCAUGUGAUGCGUUCUGCAACACUUUUUUUGCCUUGGUCUUGUAAAAUUAUAGGUGACGGAUAUAACGAACUCCUUUGAUUGUCUGCUAUUUCUGAGUACACAAAUUUUUGGGUAAAACCUAACUUCUGAUAGAUGAGAGUGAUGCAUCUCUUUGGAUGUACUCAUUGAUUCUCAAUCUAGAAGAUGCCGGAUUCUUUGAGUGGAAAGAGAUUUAAAGAACCAAAUAUGUGUUUAACCACUUUGGUCAAGAAAGACACACCAAUUCGCUCAAAAAGCUUUCCUAAUUCGAGUUCUGAAGCCACGGAUGAUUUCGACAGUCCCAUUCUACCUGGACUGCCAGAUGACAUAUCGAAAUAUUGCCUUGCGCUUGUUCCUCGUCCAGACUUCCGUUCCAUGAGUGUUGUGUCUAAGAAAUGGAGGCAUUUUAUGCAGAGCAAGGAAUUUACAACUGUGCGACAGUUAGCUGGUUUGCUUCAGGAGUGGCUUUAUGUAUUAACCACAGAUUCCGAAGGAAAUGAAACCCAUUGGGAGGUUUUGGAUUGCCUUGGACAUCAGCACCGUAUUCUUCCUCCAGUGCCUGGUCCAACAAGAUCUGGGUUUGGGGUGGCAGUUCUCAGUGGAAAGCUCGUCAUUGUGGGUGGUGUUUCUGUCAUUGAUGGGACUGGUGCUGCAUCACCAGAAGUUUACAACUAUGACUCUUGUAUCAACAGGUGGAGCAAAUUAGCAGAGAUGAAUGUGGCUCGAUAUGACUUUGCUUGUGCAGAAUUAUGUGGCCUGGUUUAUGCAGUUGGAGGCUACAGUACAGAUGGCAAUAUCCUAUCUAGUGCUGAGGUGUAUAAUUCUGAAACUGAUACUUGGACCUUGAUAGAGAGUAUUCACCGCCCAAGAUAUGGUUGUUUUGCGUGUGGAUUUGAGGGUAAGCUGUAUGUCAUGGGUGGAAGGUCAAGCUUCACCAUUGGCAAUUCAAAGUCUGUUGAUGUCUACGAUCCCAAGUCGCACACUUGGUGUCAGAUGAAGAAUGGUUGUGUUAUGGUCACUACACAUGCUGUGCUGGAAAAGAAGCUCUUCUGCAUGGAGUGGAAGAACCAGCGAAAACUUUCAAUUUUCAACCCUGAGGACAAUUCCUGGAAGAUGGUGCAAAUUCCACUGACGGGAAGCACUAGUAUUGAAUUUCGAUUUGGGAUACUGGGUGAGAAACUUCUGCUGUUCUCACUACAGCAGGAGCUUGGUUACCGUACUUUGAUGUAUGAUCCAAAUGCAGCACCAGGAUCAGAGUGGCAGACUUCUUCAGUAAAGCUGACUGGUCCUUGCUUGUGCUCUGUUAGAAUCAACGUGUGAAAGUUGUGCCUGAAAGUCCCUAUACAAGACUGAUACAUUCGGCGAACAUCUGAAAUUCAGUGACUUGUUGUUUGUUUUGCAUAGAAUUAUAAACCAACUGUCUGAUGUGGUUGUUGUGUUGCAUAGACUUGGUUUGUGAUAAUGUCUGUUCUAAACUUUUUGCAUUGCCUGAACUUCAUCGUUGUUUGAUCAUGUACGUUUGAUAUCGGGCUCCUCUCUUAAUCGAUUGGCAUUGCUCCGAA